Mizuhopecten yessoensis (Yesso scallop) is the source of this 1587-nucleotide messenger RNA. RefSeq names its product neutral cholesterol ester hydrolase 1-like. The record is from RefSeq and is a predicted model, not a curated record. Gene Ontology annotation, molecular function: carboxylic ester hydrolase activity. Gene Ontology annotation, cellular component: membrane. The transcript is spliced from 7 exons. The coding region runs from base 136 to 1470 and encodes 444 amino acids. NCBI's taxonomy places the organism in Eukaryota, Metazoa, Mollusca, Bivalvia, Pectinida, Pectinidae.
UAGUACUAUAGUAAUAUAUAGAUCAGACAGGACCUAGUCUGGACGAAUCCUUCACCCUGCCACGUAUUCAUGUAACUCCGGACAGUCCACACGCGGUCAUUUCUUGUAUAUUGUACAAGCAACACCAACACAGCCAUGGUACAUAAGGGAGGAAAGAAAAAGGAUGCGGCGGCCAUGGGAAAGUUUUUAACCGAACAUACGGUCAAGUCACAGAGAAAGGGGAUGAGCCUUCUCAAGAUUAUCCUGACAGCCUUGGUUACGGCUCUAUUGUCCUUCGGGGUGUUCCAGUACAUGGACACGCAGGUUCCAGAGGGAGUCACAGAGCUCUGGAGCGCACGGAUACUGGAUAGUUCACUCAGAUUCAACGGUAAAGCGAUACUGAGUCUCCACAACUUCGGUAUCACGGGCGGAGUCACGUGGUACACAAGGAAAUUAGUGGACGUUGUCCUAACAACCUUGAUUACCGGAAGUCCGUUUGGACUAGGAGCAGAUCCUGAAUUAAAGAUCUACGAUACUGAGUACGCCGGUGUAGGUGUACGGGUUUACGAGCCAGUCAAAGGGCCUCACACGGCUCGUCCCGCUCUGGUGUAUUAUCAUGGCGGGGGCUGGUCCUGGUUGUCCAUAGAUGUGUACGACCAGGCAACACGCGAGCUAGCCAAGCGGAUUGGAAUCGUUGUAGUUUCUGUGGCUUACAGACAGUCUCCAGAGCACCCGCAUCCGAUACCAUUUCACGAUUGUCUAGCAGUCACAGAGCACGUGCUAAAUAAUGGUAAACAACUAGGUAUCGAUGCCUCCCGCGUAGCUAUUUCCGGUGACAGUGCAGGUGGACAUCUCACCGCCGCUGUAGCCCUCCGCCUUAAAAAGAAAAUCAAAAUCCAAAUACCAAUAUAUCCGUGCCUUCAGCUUUUUGACAUGAAGACACCGUCUUAUGUUGAAAACAAGAACUACAUCCCCGGGAUGUUGAAUGACGUGUCGAUGUUGACAUACUGGCUUAACUAUGGAAACAUCAGCUACGAUCAUCUGGAGAAGAUCUUAAACAACCAGCACACAUCUCCGGCACUUAAAAAGUCCAAAUACGCCAAAUAUAUCGAUAAAAAAUGGCUGAUGAAGGAACAUAUACGAAAUCCAGAGUUAUACAAUGCUGAGAAACCGACAGACUUUGGAGACGAAGAGCUGUCGGCGAGCCUCGAAAAGACAAUUUUAGAUCCUUAUUUUUCGCCGUUGAUGGUGGAUGAUAAAGAAAACAUGGACUUGCCUUUGACCUAUGUGUUAACAGCCGGAUAUGACGUCUUACGUGACGAUGGACUCAUAUACUAUCAGCGUUUGAAAAAAGCAGGGGUUAAAGUUCAUCUCGCUCACUACCCCGACGGUUUUCACGGGAUGAUCUUCUUCUUUAAAGGCCCUAUGCCAUUUCAGGUAGGAAUACGAGCAAUGAACGAUUUAGUCAAUUUUCUGCAAAAACAUCUUUGAGUUAUGUUGGAAGCUUUAGACUAGAUUAUUAAAACUUUACGAUACUUGUUCUUGUGAAUAAUGCAUAUAUUUUUUUAAUAAAGAAUAGUUUUUUUUAUCAUUAAAAUGGAAAAUAUA